UCUCUCGCUGCUUUUAUUCGUCCCAUCAGCUCUCUUUCCUCUUCGGCUUCUCCUACCUCGAUCCUUAACGCUACUCUUCGCCGCCGGCGAACUUCACCUCGACGGAGAUAGUCAAAUCUAACUGUCACGUCCACUUAUUGCCUGCAAGCUUCUUUGAUUCCCCUUAGCUUUUCUUGUCACUUGUUUCUUUCUUUUUAGCCGUGGAUGCUUCGUUAUUGCUGCUACUUUCUUCGUCCACGAUUGCCGAUCGGAGAGGAUUUUUAUCUGUUCCGCCCCUUUUCUAGUUUAUUGUUGUAGAGGAAGAGGAAAUAUAGCCAAUAACGGAGAAGAUGAAAGUCCAGAGUGGAGGGAGGAGGCAUAUCACAUCUUCGCAAUAAAUGCUUGGAGAUGUAAAGGCCAAUGUUCCGUAAGAACGAUUCGGCUCUCUCGUGUUUCUAUCUUUACCUCCUCUGGCUUUUCUUCCGGAAAUAGCCGAGGAAGCCCUAUUAGGAAACGUUGACACCGGUUUUAACAAGCUUAGUUGGAUUGUCUAUAAGCUGUGGGAGCGUUAGUCUGCGUUUCAGAGAUGGUGCUAGAUCUCAACGUGGCAUCUGGUUGCGAGUCGUCGUCGGUGCCGGAGAAGCUCCUGCCAGAAGGAUCUGUUGGAGUUCAAAUGACCGAUUCCGGGACAUCGAACUCCUCUGUUCUCAAUGCUGAGGACUUAAGUAACAUCGGUGACGAGGACUCUUGUUCUAAUCGCCCGGCUUUCAGGUUCAGUAUCUUGAAGGAUGCAGAUGAGGUAGAGGAGUACGGGGAUGAAAUCCGUGUUGCUUCGGAGGCUGACUUGAUCACUCAUCAGCUAUUUCCACCGCAGGCUCAAACUAUUUUAGAUGGCCCGCGGACUGGAACUACGUUCGCGUCAUCUUCGUCCAGGCCGCAUUUGAUAGACCUCAGCUUCUACCAGACUGAUGCGUCGGCAACGGGGGAGGUUAAGCUUCUCAAUCCCCAGCAACAGCAGCCUCAGGUGAAGAAGAGUAGAAGGGGGCCGAGAUCACGCAGCUCUCAGUAUCGGGGAGUCACGUUUUACAGGAGAACCGGAAGAUGGGAAUCUCACAUAUGGGAUUGUGGGAAGCAAGUCUAUUUAGGGGGCUUUGACACUGCUCAUGCUGCGGCCAGAGCAUAUGAUCGGGCUGCCAUUAAAUUUCGUGGAGUUGAUGCUGACAUCAAUUUCAAUCUCAGUGACUAUGAUGACGAUUUGAGGCAGAUGAGAAAUCUGACCAAGGAGGAAUUUGUGCAUAUUCUUCGUCGCCAAAGUACUGGAUUUUCAAGAGGAAGCUCAAAAUAUAGAGGAGUGACUCUUCACAAAUGUGGUCGAUGGGAAGCUCGCAUGGGACAGUUACUUGGCAAAAAGUAUAUAUAUCUUGGGCUAUAUGACAGCGAAGUAGAAGCUGCAAGGGCCUACGAUAAAGCUGCUAUUAAGUGUAAUGGAAGGGAAGCUGUCACCAAUUUUGAACCAAGUACUUAUGAAGGAGAACUUCUUUCCAAGGAUGAUGUGGAAGCUUUUGGCAAAGACAUUGAUUUGAACUUGAGUAUAUCUCAGCCUUCUGUCAGCAAUUUGAAAAGAAAUGUUAACCCAAUGGGUUUACAAUUCCAAUGUGGCCCAUAUGAAGCUUCUAAUGUCAAGAAAAUGAAGGUCGACCAACCUUCUUCCAAUUCAGCUCUUCAAACACAGCACCUGGCUGUGGCACCCGAGCAUCCUCGAGCCUGGAGUAAUGUAUAUACAGGAUUCAUCCCCAUCAAUGAGGAAAAUGCAUUGAACAAGAAGGCUGAGCCAGGCUCAACAAGCUGGCCUUGGAAAUUCCAUAGUCUCUCCCACCUCCCGCUCUUCUCGUCUGCAGCAUCAUCAGGAUUCUCUGCCUCGAAUACAAUAACGAACCCUUCGAUCCAGCCGCCACAAUCGGCGUCAGCCUCUCACCUCUACCAUCCCCACCUCCACCACCCUCCGGCCGCCAGCCAUGGCUUCUUCCAGGGCUGAGUUCCUUGCAAAUCACAGUUGGCAAGCAAGUAGAUUAUCUACACGCUGGGAUGGGAAGCAAAGCUACUACAGACAGUCUUCUUUUGUGUGCUGAGUGCGUUUCUGCUGCAAUGUGAACACCAUUAAUGCCUCUCUCUCUCUCUCUUAUUUCUCUCUCUUGUUUCUCUCUCUUAUUUCUCUCUCUUGUUUCUCUCUCUGGGUUUGUCUCUCUUGUUUCUCUCUCUUAUUUCUCUCUCUUGUUUCUCUCUCUUAUUUCUCUCUCUGGGUUUGUCUGUCUAUUUGUAUGUUAAUGUAGUCAAGGAAGAAAGAAAGGCUAUUCAUGUUCUCUUCUAUUUUGUUUCAAGUCCGAUAACUUUUUCC
This is a messenger RNA of Dendrobium catenatum, 2374 nucleotides long. RefSeq names its product APETALA2-like protein 2. The transcript has 11 exons. Gene Ontology annotation, biological process: regulation of DNA-templated transcription. The record is from RefSeq and is a predicted model, not a curated record. The coding region runs from base 566 to 2014 and encodes 482 amino acids. Lineage: Eukaryota; Viridiplantae; Streptophyta; Magnoliopsida; Asparagales; Orchidaceae. Gene Ontology annotation, molecular function: DNA-binding transcription factor activity; DNA binding.